GGUUGGGCUCUCCUCACUGAGUGGAAUGCCCAUCAAGUCCUUGGAAGAGAUUAAAAACAUCUUCCAGAAAUUGUCAGUCCGGAGAUCAAGUUCACCGUCUCUUGCCAGUGGGAAGGACCCGACUUCUGGGACUCCUUCUGCCUUUGUGAGCAGAAUCUCUUUCUUUAGUCGAACAAAACUGUCACCUCCUAUGGAGGAUGAGCCUUCCCAGAUGGGUGAAAGCCUCCAGGCCAGUAACUCAGCUUGCUGUACAGAAACUGAGGCACAAAACAGUGCCAUUGGACUCACCAUUGGUACAGCUGAUGCCCUAAAUGGACCACCUUCUUUGGCUUCCAACCUGUGCUAUGAAGCUGAGAGUCCGGAUGAAGCAGCCUUAGUGUACGCCGCCAGGGCUUACCACUGCACUCUACAGUCUCGGACCCCAGAGCAGGUCAUGGUGGACUUUGCUGCUUUGGGCUCAUUAACAUUUCAACUCUUACACAUCCUUCCCUUUGACUCAGUAAGAAAAAGAAUGUCUGUUGUGGUCCGGCAUCCUCUUUCCAAACAAGUCGUGGUGUAUACAAAGGGUGCUGAUUCUGUGAUCAUGGAGCUGCUGUCGGUGGCUUCCUCAGAUGGAACAAAUCUGGAAAAACAUCAGAUGAUAAUACGAGAGAAAACGCAGAGCCACCUGGAUGAAUAUGCCAAACGAGGGCUGCGCACUUUAUGUAUAGCUAAGAAGGUCAUGAGCGACACUGAAUAUACAGAGUGGUUGAGGAAUCACUUUUUAGCUGAGACAAGCAUUGACAACAGGGAAGAAUUGCUGGUUGAAUCUGCCAUGAGACUAGAGAACAAACUCACAUUACUUGGUGCUACUGGCAUUGAAGACCGUCUUCAGGAGGGAGUCCCCGAGUCUAUAGAAGCCCUUCACAAAGCUGGCAUGAAGAUCUGGAUGCUGACAGGGGACAAGCAGGAGACAGCUGUCAACAUAGCUUAUGCAUGCAAACUCCUGGAGCCAGAUGACAAGCUCUUCAUCCUCAAUACACAGAGCAAAGAUGCCUGUGAGAUGCUGAUGAGCUCGAUUUUGAAAGAACUGCAGAAGAGAACUCAAGCCUCUCCCAAGCCAGCAUCACUAAGAAAGGCCUCCUGUCAGCCUCCUGACCCCCAGGGCUCUGAACGUGCUGGGCUCGUCAUCACAGGAAAGACCCUGGAGUUUGCCCUGCAGGAGAGUCUGCAAAGGCAGUUCCUGGAGCUGACUGCAUGGUGCCAAGCUGUGGUCUGCUGCCGAGCCACACCCCUUCAAAAAAGUGAGGUGGUGAAAUUGGGAAACCAUCUCCACGUGAUGACCCUGGCCAUUGGUGAUGGCGCUAAUGAUGUUAGCAUGAUACAAGUGGCCGACAUUGGGAUAGGUGUCUCAGGUCAAGAAGGCAUGCAGGCCGUGAUGGCCAGUGACUUUGCUAUCUCUCAGUUUAGACAUCUCAGCAAGCUCCUUCUUGUGCAUGGGCACUGGUGUUACACACGACUCUCCAACAUGAUUCUCUAUUUUUUCUACAAGAAUGUGGCCUACGUGAACCUCCUCUUCUGGUACCAGUUCUUCUGUGGGUUUUCAGGAACAUCUAUGACUGACUAUUGGGUUCUGAUCUUCUUCAACCUCCUCUUCACAUCUUGCCCCCCCAUCAUUUAUGGCGUGCUGGAGAAAGACGUAUCCGCGGAGACCCUCCUGCAGCUGCCUGAACUUUACCAGAGUGGUCAGCACUCAGAGGCAUACUCACCUCUCACCUUCUGGAUCACCUUGUUGGAUGCCUUUUAUCAAAGUCUGGUCUGCUUUUUUGUGCCUUACUUUACCUACCAAGACUCUGACAUCGACAUCUUUACAUUUGGGAAUCCCCUGAACACAGCAGCUCUGUUCAUCAUUCUCCUCCACCUGGUGAUAGAAAGCAAGAGUCUGACUUGGAUCCACAUGCUGGUCAUGGUUGGGAGCAUCUUGUCCUACUUUUUCUUUGCCUUGGCUUUUGGAGCUUUGUGUGUAACUUGCAACCCACCAUCCAACCCCUACUGGAUUAUGCAGAAGCACAUGCUGGACCCAGUGUUCUACUUAGUAUGUGUUCUUACAACCUGCAUAGCUCUUCUGCCCAGGUUUCUAUACCGAGUUCUUCAGGGAUCUGUGUUCCCAUCUCCAGUUCUGAGAGCCAUGUACUUGGACAGACUAGCUCCAGAGGAGAGGGCAGAAGCUCUCAAGAAGUGGAGAGGGACUACAAAGAUGACUCAAGUUGUAUCUAAGUGUGCCAGCCAACCAGCUGCUGUUUCAGGAACACCCAGGGCUGGCCCUUCCACUGCCCUUCCAAUGAAGUCAGCAACAGCCUGUGCUGUUGAGCAAGAAGACAUACCUACAUGUGAGACUAUGCUAGAUGCUGGCUACUCUGAAACAAGCAUCUCAAAGGUGACUGAGCCCUCAGCAUGUUAACAACACAGGAUACCCUGCUUAGAGUUGCCAGUGAUCUUUCACACUUGGAAGGAUUCAGAGGAAAUGUCUCUCAACAGUGAGGAUCACUUGUGUUUUUUACAAGGGAUAUCAGCAUUUUGCUGGGCCUGGAAAACCCAAUACCAUAUCUGCAGUUGUAUACCUGUGUGCACAUUUGUAAGCAAGGGCUAGUGUUUGACCUCAGCAGAGUGAGUGCUAGGAAGGGGAAUAUUUAAUUCAGGAUCAUAUGUUAUUUUAAUUGUCUUAUAAAUGCAAGCCUUCUCCAAGGAAUUCAUUUGAAAUAUACUUAUUUUAUAGGUAAGUCUCAUGCAUUUGGAGAAUGCUUUAAGUGAGAUCCAACACAAACUUUAAUUUAGGGGGGAAAAAAGUUCUUUUAAACUGGUUCAUUAUAGCUAGAUGGUAGCAGACACCUUUGAUGCCAGCACUUGGAAGGCAGAGGCAGGCUGAUCUCUGAGUUCAAGGCCAGCCUGGGUUACAAAGCUUGUUCUUCCAGGAUAGCCAAAUUUACUUAGAAAAACCCUGUCUCAAAAAACCAAAACCAACCAACCAAACAACUAAACAAAAGCCCUGCUUUAUUAGGAAAACUCAUUAAUUAGAGACAAAUUCCCAAGAGCCUUUUGUUUUCCCUGAGAAGCCUUUGGUUCCUGGCUGAAGGUGUUCAGCAGCUCCCUCUGCUCAGUUCAGCAUGGUGCGGAAGUACAGCCUUUGUAGGGA
This is a messenger RNA of Phodopus roborovskii (desert hamster), 3172 nucleotides long. RefSeq names its product phospholipid-transporting ATPase VD-like. Gene Ontology annotation, molecular function: ATP binding; ATP hydrolysis activity; ATPase-coupled intramembrane lipid carrier activity. Gene Ontology annotation, biological process: phospholipid translocation. The record is from RefSeq and is a predicted model, not a curated record. NCBI's taxonomy places the organism in Eukaryota, Metazoa, Chordata, Mammalia, Rodentia, Cricetidae. Gene Ontology annotation, cellular component: plasma membrane.